AUGCACAUAAUUCUUAAAAGCAGUUUCGUAAUUCAUUUUUUACUUUUUUUUUUCAGAAUUUACAGAUAUUUCGCAAUAUUUGGCAUUGUUUUUCUUCUGACAAUUCACAUUUGGAAAACUGUUAAACGAAAUGGAGACUGGCAGUCUGAGUACACCCUGUAUCGUUCAGCUCUAGCAGUUAACCAGCAAAAUGGAAAGCUGUAUAACAACAUGGGUCAAGUACUUGAAUCCCUCAACAGAUAUGAAGAAGCUCUUCAGCAUUAUCAGAUGGCAAUGAACAUACAACCAGAUGAUGUUAGAAGUUACCUCAACAUAGGGCGAGUCUUGACAAAUUUAAUGCGAUACAGAGAAGCGGAAAAUAUCUAUAGAAAAGCUCAAACUCUAUUACCUGGUCUAGAAAUUGAAUCUCGAGAAGACAUUCAUGUGACACCCAGUCACUUGCAGCUGUUCGUGAAUUUGGCAUUCCUCAUCUCGCAGAAUGACAGUCGCCUGGAGGAGGCUGACGCGCUUUACAAAGAAGCCAUUACCCUUCGAUCAGAUUUUACUAAUGCCUAUUUAAACAGAGGAAACGUACUAUUGAAAAUGAACAAGACGAAAGAAGCAGAGGCGAUGUACCAUAGAGCUCUAAAGUAUGACGAAACUAAUCCAGAUUUGUAUUACAACUUAGGAGUUGUUCUAACGGAUCAAGGAAGAAAUGCUGAAGCUUUGGAAUUCUUCAACAAGGCUUUAGAUUUAGAGCCUAAUCACGAAAAAUCUCUAGAAUUAUCAGCAGUUUUAAUGCAGGAUUCUGCUCUUCAAAAUCAUAAGAAUUUGGCAAAAGUUAGAUUAGAAAAAAUCGUCGACAGAGGAAAAGAAAAUGAAAGAGUGUACAUAAAUUUAGGUCUUGUUGCCGUGGAUAACAAGAAUUUCGCCAGUGCUGAGAAAUGGUUUAGAAAAGCUCUCCAGAAAGUUCCAGUAUCCCGGGAAGCAUUGUUCAACCUUGCUUUAUUGUUAUCCGAGCAACAGAGACAAACUGAAGCAAUCUUUACCCUCAAUCAACUGCUUCAACAUUAUCCGGGACAUAUUAAUGGCCUAUUGCUACUGGCGGAUAUCAACGUCAAUUACCUGAAGAAUCUGGAUGCAGCAGAAGAGUGUUAUAGACACGUUCUGAAGUUGGAACCUACCAAUGAGAAAGCCCUUCACAAUUUAUGCGUGGUCUAUUUUGAACGUCAGGAUUACGAAACAGCGGAGGAAUGCUUCCUCCAAACUUUAGCCAUCUAUCCAGGGGUCUCUUACAUCAGACAUCAUCUGGAUGUCGUGAGGAAUAUCCUGAAAGAAGGCCACAACAGAAUCUUUGAUCACUUAACUGCUUCUCACUCUGUCAGCUGACUACCAUGAAUGUUGUGAAUCUCAACCUGAGCUUGAACCUUGCAGACUUCAUAGGAAGUAAAAGCUGCCUGAAUUUAAAAAAAUCGGAUGUACUCCAUUGAAGAUGACUUGAAAUUCUGGUUUGCAGCUGGAGGAGACUGGAUUUAAAUUUGGUUCGUAAUGUCCCAGUUCCGACUUUCUGGAGGUGACAACAAAAAUCGAGCCAUUUCAGCCUUUUUUCCCUCUUCUGCAGGUGUUCUGGAUGAGAACGUCAAAAACCGUAUUAUGUUUCUAUUUUUAACAUUUUUUUUUACAAUUGGGGGAAGACGUUGGAGAAGGGGGACAUUAUAAGCUAAAAUUAGUACGUACCUUUUUUCGUAAAACUGAAAAAGGGAGGCUUAUUAAAAUGAAAAUAAUAAUAAUAAUAAUUAUUUUAGCCUUAAGAAGCCUACCUUUUCCGGCUUUUCUUGUUUCUCGCAAACUCAUGCCGGCGAAAUUUAAAACGUACGAAUUUUAUCGUAUAAUGUCUCCCUCUUCCAAUGUCUUCGCACCAACUGUAAUAAAAACAACACCGUAAGUUAAACUGUAAUAAAAGUUCUGUAUUCGACAGAUGGUUGUAAAGAACCCAUUAUCCUAUAUGGCUUAAUAUUCUCAUUUAUGAUGAAACUUAUAUUUUUAAAAAAUCUGUAAUGUAAUUAAUCUAUUUAAUUAAAAACUUGGAUAGCAGUAGUACUGACGAUUUCCAGGAUUUCUCGUAACAUUGUAUUUUUAAUACAGAUAUUAAUGCUGUCCAGAUCCUCAAAAGUUUUCAUUCUUCGCUUUCAGUGUUUCAAUUUUCGCUUUCAAUGUUUCAGUUUUCAAAAUGUAGAAUUCUCAAACUAUUUUUAGCUGCGACUGUUCUUUAGAAAUUGACAUAAUCUUAUUUCAAGAUAAUGAUAAUGCUGAAUUGCAGUCAAAUUUUUUUUUUUAAAUAAACUUUUUUUAAUGUAAUCACCGAUGUUAUUAAUGGCUUAUCUACUCAGGGCCUAAACUCACUUUAAAAUAUGAUAUCAGUUUAUAUAUAUCUCACAGACACGUGACCUUUUGUCACGCUUUCGGAUUUAACGCUGACUUUGGAAAGGCUGAAAUGGGAGUCUUUAGCAUCUGUAUUAUCAAGUGAGGCGGAAAUGGCACGAUUUUUAAAAUAGCCUAAAACGGGACAUAACAAACUUGUGUACUGCAAUCGGGGAAAAAACUUGAAACAUUUCCGUGAGAAACAUUGAAUUAAAGUUGAGAAAAAUUUAAAUUUUUGCUGCAUAAAGUAACAUUUGGAUCUACUCACUGCAGUUUUGUGAUGUCGUCAUCAUAAUGAAGUAUGUGAUUCCCCGUAAUUAAUUUCAUAUUAUUUAAUUACUAACUGCACGAUCCAUGAGCUAGUGGUUGUAUUUCUCUCUGUCCUUUAUUUAAAAUGUAUAAUAAUUUAUUCAUUCAUUUUAUACUGUAACCUGUAAAAAAUGAUAUUUUCAAGAGAAACAUGUAUUAAAAAUAUUUAAGGAAAUGGUUUAACUUUUUGAAUAUUUUUCACACUUGUGAAUUUUACUAUGUCACUGUAACCUUUGCUUG
Messenger RNA from Stegodyphus dumicola, 2949 nucleotides. Its product is annotated as protein O-mannosyl-transferase TMTC3-like. Gene Ontology annotation, molecular function: protein binding; mannosyltransferase activity. Gene Ontology annotation, cellular component: endoplasmic reticulum. Gene Ontology annotation, biological process: protein O-linked glycosylation via mannose. NCBI's taxonomy places the organism in Eukaryota, Metazoa, Arthropoda, Arachnida, Araneae, Eresidae. The record is from RefSeq and is a predicted model, not a curated record.